AUGGCCGAUUUCUUUAUCAGUCAGUUAAUUCGCUCAAGACACCCCGGGGCUUUUGAGCUGACAGCAACCGGUUUCCAAUCCUUUUGUGAAAUACUUCUAAAGGCGAAGGAUUUUGAGGAUGUUAGUCAAUGGCCGGAGCAGUGGUUGAGUGUAGUACUAGCAGACCUGACCGAUUCCACGAUUCUGGAGGUAACUACGAGCACUGGAUGGCUUCCUUGGAAGUAUCUUCAGCAUGCUACUCUCUGUGCAACUAGAAGAUCUGCUGGCCUGCCAUUCUUUGUUCAGGCUCUCCUUGUGGUACUCCAUAAAACCGAUCGAAUGGGAGAUCUCCUUAAUAGAGUGGUAAAUGCUCUUCUUGUGGAAGUAAACAGGGGUGCAGAGGCUACCACAGUUCCUUCAGCCUGCAAGGAGCAGGCUGAUCUCACAGCCGCUGAGCGUCGUCUACAUUCUAUGAAUGUGCUUAAAACAUUGGUUCGUGAUGCAACCAUAGGACCUCUGAUGACUAUUCACCUUGAAUCCAUUCUAAUCUGCGCUUUCCAAGGCCUUGAUUCCAACUAUUGGAUGAUACGUAAUGCUGGACUUAUGCUAUUCAGCGCCAUGAUGGAGCGCAUCUUCGGAGUUAACCGAACUCGCGAUUGUGAAAGUAAAAAGAAUAGGAUGGCGGCAUCAGUCUUUUUCACCAAGUUUCCUGGUCUCCGAGGCUUUCUGCUAAAAGCCCUUGAAGAAUCAAUAAAUGAACUCAAGUAA
Messenger RNA from Rodentolepis nana, 747 nucleotides. NCBI's taxonomy places the organism in Eukaryota, Metazoa, Platyhelminthes, Cestoda, Cyclophyllidea, Hymenolepididae. The record is from the annotation of a GenBank genome assembly.